Molecule: messenger RNA, 570 nt
Organism: Letharia columbiana
Lineage: Eukaryota; Fungi; Ascomycota; Lecanoromycetes; Lecanorales; Parmeliaceae
Exons: 2
Coding region: 1-570 (189 amino acids)
Source: RefSeq, a predicted model, not a curated record
AUGUCAGACCUCUCAAUCCUCUACAGCCCCGCCCCCUACCACAUCAUCAGCUAUGGCACCCUCCUCGGCAGCUCCAUCUACCAAUCCUUCAUCAACGGCAUAGUCUCCUACCGCGCCCUCUCCCGCCCUCAAUUUGCCACCCUGCAAGCCGCCCUCACUCCUGUCUACUUCGCCCUGCAAACCGCCCUCCCGGUCAUCAUGGCGCUUACAUACCCUGGCGUCAAAUCCCUCUCUUCCCUUAGUGGCAACACCACUGAAUCCUCAAGUUUAAGCGGCGUACUACAAGAGCGAAACAGAUGGACGGUCUUAGCGCCCAUUGCGACCGUUUUCGCAUUGAAUGCGGCGAACUUGCUUUGGGCGGGACCGGUUACGACGCGGAUUAUGAAAGAGAGGAAGCAUCAGGAGACGCGGGACGGGAAGAAGUAUUAUGAGCAGGGACCGCAGUCGAAGGAGAUGCAGAGAUUGAAUAGGGCGUUUAGUCGUAUGCAUGGGGUUAGUGCAUUGACGAAUUUGGUGGGCUUGGGAAUUACGGUUUGGUAUGGGUUCUUGCUGGCGGAGAGGUUGCAGUAG